AUGCCAAGUGACUGUCGGGACUGUUUGGGGAUUCGUUUUCGAAUUAACACCCUGCACCAGACCUGGAAGUGGCUGCAUCAGACUAUCGCCUUACACGAAUACCUGAUCUCCCUCUCGUCGGCUGAUACUGACGCCUGUUGCUCAAUGCAUUAG
Molecule: messenger RNA, 153 nt
Organism: Vanessa tameamea
Lineage: Eukaryota; Metazoa; Arthropoda; Insecta; Lepidoptera; Nymphalidae
Exons: 1
Coding region: 1-153 (50 amino acids)
Source: RefSeq, a predicted model, not a curated record